Messenger RNA from Psammomys obesus (fat sand rat), 2754 nucleotides. Its product is annotated as vomeronasal type-2 receptor 1-like. The transcript is spliced from 6 exons. Gene Ontology annotation, cellular component: membrane. Lineage: Eukaryota; Metazoa; Chordata; Mammalia; Rodentia; Muridae. Gene Ontology annotation, molecular function: olfactory receptor activity; G protein-coupled receptor activity. Gene Ontology annotation, biological process: G protein-coupled receptor signaling pathway. The coding region runs from base 1 to 2754 and encodes 917 amino acids. The record is from RefSeq and is a predicted model, not a curated record.
AUGGAUAACAGAAAGAAGUGCUUGGUUCUGGGGUUAACUGUGCUUUUAUGGGUUGGAUUACAUACUCAAAAUGAGGAAGAAUAUGAUGAUUCACCCUAUAAUGAGACGUGCAGGUUGAUGCGCAAGUUUAAUUUGAGUGGAUAUGUAGAAGCCGAAAACCAUUCCUUUGUUGUUGGAGGAUUAUUUCCUAUUCACUCUAGGACCAUCCCAACAAAUGACUCUGAUGAGCAAUCAGUAUCAGCCAUGUGUGAGGGGUUUAACUUCCGUGGUUUCCGCUGGAUGAAAACCAUGAUCCACACCAUCAAGGAGAUCAAUGAGAGGAAGGACAUUCUGCCCAACCACACUAUGGGCUAUCAGAUCUUUGACACCUGUUUCUCCAUCGCCAAAUCAAUGGAGACCAGCUUGGCGUUUCUUACAGGACAGGAGGAAUACAAGCCCCAAUUUAGAAACAGCACUGGAAAAUAUCUAGUAGGAAUUAUUGGAGCAGGGGGAUCAUCCUUGUCAGUUGCUUCUUCAAGAAUUAUGGGGUUGUAUUACCUCUGUCAGGUGGGCUAUUUUUCUUCCUGCUCAAUUCUUAGUGACAAAUUCCAGUUUCCAUCUUUUUUGCGCACAAUGCCCAGUGACAAGAUCCAGUCUGAGGCCAUGGUGAAUCUUAUCCAACACUUUGGUUGGGUCUGGGUAGGUGCUAUUGCAGCUGAUGAUGAUUAUGGAAAAUAUGGAGUAAAAUCCUUUAGGGAAAAAAUGGAGAGUGCCAACCUCUGUGUUGCUUUCACUGAAACCAUUCCCAAAGUCUACGACAACGUGAAAAUGUACCGUGUUGUUAAGACAAUAAAGAGUUCCACUGCCAAAGUCAUUGUGCUUUAUACUUCUGACAUUGACCUCAGCCCUUUUGUGCUGGAAAUGGUUCAUCAUAACAUAACUGACAGGACAUGGAUAGCCAGCGAAGCCUGGAUUACCUCCGCUCUCAUUGCAAAGCCGGAAUACUUUCCAUAUUUUGGUGGAACUAUUGGAUUUGCAGUACCAAGAAGUGAUAUACCAGGGUUAAAAGAAUUUCUUUAUGAUGUCCACCCCAGCAAGGAUCUGAAUAAUGUCCUGACCAUUGAAUUCUGGCAAACUGCUUUUAACUGUACCUGGCCCAAUAGCAGCGUGCCUUAUAAUGUGGACCACAGAGUGAAUAUGACUGGUAAAGAAGACAGAUUGUAUGACAUGUCUGAUCAGCUCUGUACUGGAGAGGAGAAGCUGGAAGAUCUGAAAAAUACCUAUCUGGAUGUGUCUGAGCUAAGAAUCACGAACAAUGUCAGACAAGCUGUGUACGCUAUGGCUUACGCCCUGGAUCGUCUGAGCAGAUGUGACAUACCGGUAGAAGAAAGGAAACAGAGAGAAUGUUCACAUAUACCUGACUUUGAGGCCAGGGAGCUAUUGUUUUACUUUAAGCAAAUGAAAUUUACUACCCAUGAUGGAAGACAAAUGGAACUUGAUGCCAAUGGAGAUAUGGAAAGUGGAUAUUAUGACAUCCUCAAUUGGCAAAUGGAUAAUGCUGGAGAAAUUGCUUUCGUCAAGGUUGGAGAAUACAAAUUCAAAAGUUCAAAAUAUGAACUUGUUCUUCAAAAGAACUCAACAUUAUUUUGGAACACUGAAGCUUCAAGGCUUCCAGAAUCAGUCUGCACAAAAUUAUGUCCUCCAGGGACUCGGAAAGGGAUUCGCCAGGGGCAACCCAUAUGCUGCUUUGAUUGCAUCCCAUGUGCUGAUGGAUAUGUGUCAGAGAAACCAGGUCAAAGGGAAUGUGAGCCAUGUGGUGAAGAUGACUGGUCCAAUGCACAGAAGAGCAAGUGUGUGCCAAAGGACGUGGAAUUCCUGGCUUGUGAGGAGGCCCUGGGGUUCACCCUCGUCAUCCUCUCCAUCUUUGGGGCACUUGUGGUCUUGGCGGUCACCGUGGUGUAUGUGAUCUAUAGGCACACUCCACUGGUGAAUGCCAAUGACCGGGAGCUGAGCUUCCUCAUUCAGAUGUCUCUGGUCAUCACGGUGCUGUCUUCCAUGCUGUUCAUAGGCAAGCCACAACACUGGUCCUGCAUGGCCCGCCAGGUCACUCUGGCUCUGGGCUUUUGCCUUUGUCUGUCUUCCAUUCUUGGGAAGACUAUCUCACUCUUUUUUGCCUACAGGAUCUCUGUAUCCAAAACAAAGCUCAUAUCCAUGCACCCCAUUAUUCAAAAACUCAUCGUGCUGGUCUGUGUUGUAGGGCAGGUUGGUGUAUGUGCCGCUUACUUGGUGUUGGAGCCUCCGAGGAUGUUCAAGAACAUUGAAAUUCAAAAUGUAAAGAUCAUCUUUGAAUGCAAUGAAGGUUCUAUAGAGUUUCUGUGCUCCAUAUUUGGGUUUGAUGUUCUCCUGGCUUUGCUGUGUUUUCUUACAACCUUUGUGGCUCGCCAGCUGCCAGAUAACUAUUAUGAAGGGAAAUGCAUCACUUUUGGGAUGCUGGUCUUUUUCAUUGUCUGGAUCUCUUUUGUCCCAGCUUACCUGAGCACCAAAGGCAAAUUCAAAGUGGCUGUGGAAAUCUUUGCCAUUUUGGCAUCCAGCUAUGGCUUGUUGGGCUGUAUAUUUCUUCCCAAGUGCUUCAUCAUCUUGCUGAGGCCAAAGAGGAACACUGAUGAAACUGUGGGUGGAAGAGUGCCCACUGUAGACAGGAGCAUCCAGCUGACCUCUGCCUCUGUGAGCAGUGAGCUCAACAACACCACAGUGUCUACUGUUCUGGAUGAGUAG